Sclerotinia sclerotiorum 1980 UF-70 is the source of this 243-nucleotide messenger RNA. RefSeq lists its product with no specific name. Bases 1 to 243 code for a protein of 80 amino acids. The record is from RefSeq and is a predicted model, not a curated record. The transcript has 3 exons. Lineage: Eukaryota; Fungi; Ascomycota; Leotiomycetes; Helotiales; Sclerotiniaceae.
AUGACAUGGACCGAAAACACCGAACUUAACGACACCAUGAAGAUUAUCAAGACUGUUAAUGCUGUAUCCAAGAAUCAUCCGAGGCUCAGACUUAGAUAUGCAACAAAGCUUUUGAGAGGACGAUUGAGUGGACUGCCUUCUAAAUUAGAGUUGUAUUCCGGAGCUGAUAGUAGAUCAGACCCUGUGCUCAGAUUUUCAGAUAUGCAACAAAGUACCAUGAAGAGUUUUAGGUAUAAUGGCUAG